Oncorhynchus nerka (sockeye salmon) is the source of this 2529-nucleotide messenger RNA. RefSeq names its product zinc finger protein 629-like. Gene Ontology annotation, cellular component: nucleoplasm. Lineage: Eukaryota; Metazoa; Chordata; Actinopteri; Salmoniformes; Salmonidae. The record is from RefSeq and is a predicted model, not a curated record. Gene Ontology annotation, biological process: regulation of transcription by RNA polymerase II. The transcript is spliced from 4 exons. Bases 211 to 1785 code for a protein of 524 amino acids. Gene Ontology annotation, molecular function: DNA-binding transcription repressor activity, RNA polymerase II-specific; RNA polymerase II cis-regulatory region sequence-specific DNA binding.
UACAGUCCACGUAUGAUUACAUUACUGUGACGCGAGGAAAUAAAAUAAAACAUCUCACCAGCUAGCUACAAACAAAGCUAGCUGCAAAUUGACGUUAAGUUUCUGUUAUGAUUAUCUGUUUUAAUAGAUUGGUAGAUAACUGUAGAUAAUCAUAACAUAUAAAACGCAAAUACUGUUACAUUGAAAAGGGGCAAAAAGCGUCGGGGGACAAUGUCGGGUUCCGUGGUCGAGUUCCAGGCGCAGAUAGCCUCAAUCAUGGAGGUGCUAGCCAACGCGGCUGUUGCCGAAAUCUGCAAAGUUGUUGACGAUGGCUAUGCGGUUGUACACCUGAAAAUGUCCCAAAGCCACAAGGAGAACGAAUUUCUCCGGAGGAAAAUGAAAUUGAUGGAACUUCAGAUCACCAGAUUUCGAGCGGAGAGAACAAAGUUUUCAGAGGGGUCCGUCCACAAUCGCUUCCAUGGAAUACGCCUCCUAAACAGACACAACCAUCGAGAGAUUACAACAGGACCUACUUGGCAAAGCAGAAACAGACUUUCCAACAGGAGUUUUGGGAACAGCAGCAUUCAAAGAGACAGACAGCCCAUAGACGUGGACCAAGACGAUGUCUCUCCAUCAAAGCAUAUGGAUGCUACAAGUGAUGAGCAGUCAGCAGAGACAGAGGAAGGGGAACCAGACCUGCUGAUCAUCAAGGAUGAGGGGGAAGCAGUUGACCAGGACUCUAGGAUCAGCCACCCAGCUAGAACAGUGGAGGGCAGCAGAGAGCUAACCACCCAACCGACUACAGACCCUGCCUUCCAGCCCAGAGGCAACAACAUCAACACAGCUAUGGAGCAGACAGAGGAAGGGGAACCAGACCUGCUGAUCAUCAAGGUGGAGGGAGAAGCAGAUGACCAGGACUCUAGGUUCAGCCACCCAGCUAGAACAGUGGAGGGCAGCAGAGAACUAACCACCCAACCGGCUGCAGCCACCACAGAGGACCCCGCCUUCCAGCUCAGUGGCCCCAGAGGCAACAACAACUACAACACCGCUAUGGAGGUCAGUGGAUCUGACGUCGUCCUUGGCUUUCCCCCCAAGUCAUACCAUUCAUCAUCAGAACAUGUGAUAGUGAUUGACUCUGUAUCCAGUGGGCAGCAGGUAGAUAGAGAUUUUGAGUGGGGUCAGGUGGGUACAGCUACUACACCACAGGUCAAUGGGUCUGGAAAUAAGCAGGGAGUGGGAGUGUUUAACAGAAACGCACCAUCGAUUCACCCUGUACACCACAAAUCAAUGAGAGACAACACUAUGCAGUUGGUUUCACCCGGAUUCCGUCCCACUGAGAUAAAUACAAGCACCCGUCUUGACGCAGGAAAUACAGGUGAGGCCAAUAAAGCUAGUUUGCACUCAUUGGCAAGCCUCCAUAGACACUCUGAAAUACCAGGAAGAGGAGCUCAACAACCAGCUCAUACCUCACUUCCUGUCGGCCAUUUUAGACCAAGCGCCACAACUUCCUCUCACUCAAGUAAUCUUGCUAAUCACAUUAGACCUGGCUCCAUAGAACGACCGUACGGUUGCCCGAGCUGCCAUAAGAAGUUUGUUCACGAGAGUGACUUGCGGCAGCACGUCGUCAUCCACACCAGAAAGCGGGUGUUCGCCUGCACCUUGUGUGAGAAGAGCUUUGUGUCCCCAAGCAAGCUCCAAGUGCACCAGAACGUCCACACUGGGGAGAAGCCCUUCAGUUGUGCACAGUGCGGGCGCAGGUUCUCCCAAUCCAGCAAUCUGAAUAGACAUCAGAAGCUUCAUCAUUGAAAACUGACACAGAAGCAAGAGAUUCCUAUUGUUGGGUUCUGAGAAUAUGAAAUAUACUUAUUCAUGUCACAGAGGGGGAGAGGGUAAUGUAUAACAGUUACAUUAUGUCAGGAUAUGUCACAGAGGGGGAGAGGGUAAUGUAUAACGUUUACAUUAUGCCAGGAUAUGUCACAGAGGGAGCGAGGGUAAUGUAUAACGUUUACAUUAUGUCAGGAUAUGUCACAGAGGGGGAGAGGGUAAUGUAUAACGUUUAGAUUAUGCCAGGAUAUGUCACAGAGGGAGCGAGGGUAAUGUAUAACGUUUACAUUAUGCCAGGAUAUGUCACAGAGGGAGCGAGGGUAAUGUAUAACGUUUACAUUAUGUCAGGAUAUGUCACAGAGGGAGAGAGGGUAAUGUAUAACGUUUAGAUUAUGUCAGGAUAUAUUAUUGUUAGCCAUCAGGGAUCCUAUGGGAGGGGUCCUCUGGGAGGAGAAGAGACACAGUCUGGUACCAGGCACCAUGACAGCCGUGAGUUGGGCAGGGAAGCGAUCACAUGUGGCAGGCAUUGAUAAGGGGAGAGAGCUUUGGAUUAGACAUCAAGGGGGCUGUCAUCACUUCGUCUUCCUGUCGAACCAUAACAGAUGUCAGGGUUGGAGACAAGGAGGAGUUCAUCUAAACUGGAGUAUAUAAACUUGUUGCUGGAAACAUGUUUUGUCUGAAUGCAGCUGUAUUGAUCCUCUGGGAGAAUAAACUUGGUUAAGCUUU